Molecule: messenger RNA, 1272 nt
Organism: Acanthocheilonema viteae
Lineage: Eukaryota; Metazoa; Nematoda; Chromadorea; Rhabditida; Onchocercidae
Source: the annotation of a GenBank genome assembly
AUGAAAAGGAUAAGCAGUGUAGGUGUAGCAGUUGUUGACGAUUUUGUUUUCAACACUGCGGCUACUUUUGUACGACAAAAUUCAAUGGGCGCCUUUCUCGACAAGCCGAAAACUGACAAGAAUAAUGAUCAAGGAGUGGCACAUGGCACCCGAUAUGCAGUAGCAUCGAUGCAAGGUUGGCGUAUUGAUAUGGAAGAUGCUCAUGUUGUCGAAAUUUCAAUGUCUUCAGAGCCACCAUUUCUUAACUGGUCUUUCUAUGCCGUUUUUGAUGGACAUGCCGGAAAUAAAGCUGCUCAACAUUCAGCUGAAAAUUUGCUAAAGACGUUGCUUGCUACGUCACAAUUCGCCCAGAUAGUGCAGAAGCUGAAUCAUUCAUCAGGAGUAAUGGAUGCAGCAGCAUUGUCACUUCUCGAAGAAGGCAUUAAGGAAGGAUUUUUAACCUUGGAUACUAAACUACGAGAAAGACAUGAGACUGAUGAGGACAAUGAACGUAGCGGUACUACUGCCAUAUGCGCUAUCGUCACCCCAUCGCAUAUUGUCCUCGCGAAUCUUGGUGAUUCUCGUGCCGUGCUAGCACGGAAAGAUCAAGCAGCGUUUGGUACUGAGGAUCAUAAACCGUUCCUUCCAAAAGAACGCGAUCGUAUCGUAAAUGCUGGUGGUUCUGUGAUGAUUCAACGUGUCAAUGGAAGCUUGGCUGUAUCUCGAGCCCUCGGCGAUUUUGAAUACAAAGCUGUUCCAGGUUUGGAUGCAACGAAACAGUUAGUCAGCCCGGAACCAGAUAUCUAUACGAUUGUAAGAGAUCCGAAAGUGGAUGAGUUCUUGUUGCUUGCUUGUGAUGGAGUUUAUGAUGUCAUGGAAAAUGCCGAGAUUUGUAGUUUUGUAGAAUCGCGUCUUCUUGUAACCAGUGAUCUCUCUAGCGUUGCAAACCAGGUGCUGGAUGCUUGUUUAUCGAAAGGCUCACGAGAUAACAUGACUAUUAUACUUGUGUGUUUUGAUGCAGCACCAAAAGUUGAUCAGGAAGCUGUUAAAAAAGAAGAAGGGUGGAAGCAAAAGAUCUUUGAACGAGUGCAAGAAAUUCUCGAAGAGCAUGGGAAGCAAUCACAUGUAGAUGCAGAAUUUAUAAUGCGUGAAUUAGGCGGAGAAGUGACACAAGCCUGUCCUGCAGGUGUCAGUAUCCAUGCAGCACGAUCAGUGGUUGAUAGUAUUUUGGCGGAGCGUGAAGCAAAGAGUGAAAAAACGCGUUCAGCUUCAUCUUCACCUGGAAGAACUUAA